AUGGCUUAUCGUUGCAACGUCUGUGUCAGUUUUAUUGCUCUUACUCUGUCUCUAUUUCUUAAUCAUCUACAUCGAUACCAUUUAAGCGAUCCAAGCUUCCACGUUCUUUGUGGAAUUAAUGGCUGUGCGAAAACCUACAAGAAAUGCAUAUCUUACAGAAAUCACAUCAUUAGAAAGCACUCAGAUGUAUUGAAAGCUGAGAGAGAAUGUGCUAAUCAAACUAUCAUGGAUGACACAGAUUACGGUACAGAUUGUUGUCCAAGUGAAGAUCUUAUAGACAAUUCGACAGAUAUUGAUGGAAACGACGGUGAAACACACAUGUACGACUUAACUUCUCUGCCUCAGUUUGACUUUCAACGAGAGACUGAAGAAAUCCGUCGUACUGGUGCUCUGCAUUUGUUACGAAUGAAAUACCAAGAUCGAGCAUCGCAAAAAGCCGUCGACUCAUUUGUUGAAAGUACUACCAGCAUCGUAAGGACGAGCAUGGAGAUUCUUAAAGCAGGUCUGAUGAACAGAUUGGACACAGCCGGCAUUGAUUUCAACGCCGUUCCUGGACUCCCAGGACUCUUCAAAGAAGAUAGCCUGGCUAUGAAUCCUUUUUCCGGUAUAAGGAAGGAAAACGAGCAGCACAAGUACUAUAAGGAUAACCUGGGCCUUCUGGUAGGCUUUACUUCAGAAUGUUGAAAAAUAUGUAGCUUUUCCAUCUUAACCACAGGGCACCCAACGAGGAUAUAGUUCAAAACCACUUAACAUAGCAUUGUUGAACGUAUUUUAGUAUUUAAACGGUAGAUAUAGGCAUAUUUUUAUCCCCUAAAAAGUUUUCAUCUGUUCGGAUUUCCUAGCUGAAAGUCUAUUGAUCCGAAAAUUAUAGGGAUCAAAACUUACCUUUUCGAAAAUUUCAGCCAGGAAAAGGUUCCUGAAGGUGGCCUUUUUUAGGGUAAAUAUCCGUUUAAAAUGGGUAAUUAUACCAUUUUGUAGAUGUUCGAAAAUCCUAGGAGAGGCAGGCAAGCAAGAAAUUUUGCAACAAAUGUUCCGAAAAUUCUAGUUCUCAAAUCGUCUUCCGAACAGAUAUUUUCCCGAAAAUUGCCGUUGGGUGCCCCUGUUAACCCCACAGAAAAAAAAAGAAGAAAGAAAGAAAAACAGACAGAUUAAUCUAUUAAACAAUUAUUGAAUGAGGCUGAGUAACAUAUGAAGAAUUAAGGAGAUCAAGGAGGGUGUUAUCUGCCAAGGCAAUAGCUUUAGCAUUUACAUUUUUUAUCACACAGGAGCCAAGAAAACUUGUACUGGGGCAGUACCACAAAAAGGUGCGCAGAGGGAACAAAAUAAAAGAUAUGUUAAAAACAGAUGAUGCUUACUACAUCCCACUGUUGGAAAGCUUGGAACAACUGCUAAAUGAUGAUUCAAUACUAGAAGAGGUACACACCUUUAUAAGACACUCACUAUACUAUAAUAAAGACAGUUAAGAGUUGUCACUGUCUGAAAAUACAAUUUUUAUUUGCUGAUGAUUAGUAUAUGGAAAAGAUUUUGUCAUUACCCUUUUAGAGAGAGCUUGUGUUUAUUAUAGUAGCAACAACAAUGCAUUACUUAUUUUACAUGUGACUUACUUGUCUUAUAGAGAUGGUUAAAAAAUUAACAACUGGUUUUUAAAUGGAAUUUUUAGAUAGACAAUCCUCACCAAAGAGCCGAUGGUCUUCUUAGUGAUUUUUGCGAUGGAGACACAUUUGCCAGACAUCCACUCUUUUCCUCCGACCCCAAAGCCUUGCAGUUGAUUUUGUACUUUGAUGAAUUUGAAGUGUGCAAUCCACUUGGAUCAAGGGCCAAUAAGCACAAAAUUGGUUUGUUUUUAUCAUGUUUUGCUUAUUAUCAUGAUCACACUACUCAAUCAGUCAAAUAAUGAUUUUUGUUGCAAAUUGUUGAGAUUUACCUUAUAUAUAGCAGCAUUACCUGCAUGUGUAACCCAAGUGUUUUCUUUUAGGUAGAGCUAACAAACCUAGGCUGUAUCUAGGAAUAAUUUUAUGGAUCCCUUAUUUCAUCUCAUGUAGCUAGGUCUAACAAUAUUUUGAUCUUGUCUCCCAAAUGCAAUUUAUUAGGAGGCUUUUACUACACAUUAGGAAACAUACGGCCAGAAAAUAGGUCUCAUAUGAAUGCAAUUCAACUACUUGGCCUCGUUACCUCCAAGCACCUAAAAAAAUAUGGAGUGGAAACUCUACUGAAUGCAUUUAUGGAGGAUUUAGCUAAACUAGAGCAGGUAAGUUUGAUAAUUAUAGAAAGAAAAGAUACUUAAUUAUUUAACGGAUGCUGUUCUCCCACAUUACAAGAGUGAUAAUAAUAAUAAAGUACAUGUAUUUCAUUAUCAUUGUUGGUUCCUCUGUCAUUGAUAGUGGUUGGCAAGGAUUGUGAUUUUAAAAACAAAUAUUGUUUUUGUACAUGUGUAGGAUGCAGGUCACCAGUUUCUAAUUGAUGGAGUGCCCAGGUCAUUUCAAGGGACAAUUGCUUUUUUCUGUGGGGAUAACCUUGGGUCUCAGUUUGUAGGUGGAUUUAAGGAAGGAUCACAGGCACAUAGACCUUGUAGGGAGUGUAUGGGUAACAAGGACCAGAUCAAGAGUCAUGUAAGUUAGACACUUUUUGCUGUUGUUGUUGCAAAGUCUAAAGCUUAAACCUAGAUCACAUGAAAUAUGUCCUUGUAACUUUUUUUAAAUGACCAAAGUGUAGGAAAGGGGGGGGGCUAAAGCUGGUCAUUGGAACUUUUGGGGCUAUGCUUUAAGAACAUUUGAAUAUAUAUUUGAACUUUAUACUAACCUAAUGAAUUUCUUCAAGAGGAGUGGGGGUUGAUUUAUUAUGGUCCAUUCUGAUGCACUGGUUUAAUACCACACAAAAAAGGUGUGGUCCAGCUAAUGUUACAGCAAUCAAUUGUCAGCAGUUCUUGGGAGUCUGUUGUGGCUACAUGUAGAACAACCAGGUCUUUAAAGGUCCUCUUACAUUUUUGGUCUUGUCAUAAUAUUUUUUGUUACUUGCAGUUUCAUGAAAGGGAUUUUACUUUAAGAACCCGUGACAGUCACAACAUGCAGUGUAACCGGCUUGCUGAUAACCCACACUAUUCAAAGACAUAUGGUAUUAAUUCAAAUUCAGUGCUGAACAAGUCCAGGUUUUAUCAUGUGGUGGGAGGUAUGCCGCCAGAUGCCAUGCAUGACAUAUUGGAGGGAGUCCUUCAUUACAGUGUCAAAGAAACAUUAAAAACACUGAUUUUGGAUAAGAACUACAUCACACUUGAUGAGCUCAACAAAAGGAUCACUUCAUUUGACUAUGGUUACCACAAUGACUCUAACAAGCCAGCAGAAAUACAGAGAAGUCGCCUUUUGUCAGACGACCACUCUCUAAAACAACAUGGUAAAUAAAUAUAUAUCGCGUUAAGAGAUAGUAUCUAGGUAACAGAUGGAUUGUGUCUUAGUUACGUUACUCUAGCGAGUUCAUGCCCCACAGAAACAGAUAUGUACUUCAGAACUCUAGAGUAAGGUAACUAAGACACAAUCCAUCUGUUACCUAGAUACUAUCUCUUAACACAUAUAUUUACUGCCAGCUUUUAAUUUUAAUGGUCAAUCAUUGAAGUUGCCUGAUGAGUGUGGUCCUACAAUUAUUUCGGACCAUAUGAAUCAGCACUGUCGCAAUAAACGAUCAAUGGUUACUCCUGAAGCCUGAACUCCUGUGAUUAUUAAUAUAUACAAAUACCUGUAAGCUAAUAAUUCUAUUAACUUACUACUCCCCCCCCCCUUUUUUUCUGAGCCCAUAUUAAUAGUCAUGUGAGUAUACCUUGGAUCUGAGGCUAUUGAUUUUCAUGUUUAAUUGUAGUGGAUGACAGAAAUAUAGAUCUGUCCGGUUUUGUUCAGCACUUAUCUAAGGAUGGGGACUUCCACUAACUUUGUAUUGGAUUUUUGUCUUAAAAAUAAUUGGUUAUUUUCAAAAUAAUUAUUUUUUUCUCUCAUUACAUUCAAUUUGUUUCUCAUUCUUUUUUUUUUGUUUAUCAAGCAAACCAAAUGUGGUGUCUCGCAAGAAACCUUCCUUUGCUGAUUGGUGGACUCAUUCCUGAUGAUGAUGACCACUGGAGUCUUUUCUGUAAUUUCCUAGAGAUUGUCCGAAUUAUCUUCGCCCCCACAGUUAGUCGGAACCAGAUCGCUUACUUACAAGUUCUUAUACAAAAUCACCAUGAAACUUUUAAAGAAUUGUAUCCAGAUUGCCCCAUAACGCCCAAGAUGCACUACAUGAUACACAUGCCAAGAACAAUGUUAAGGUAAAUUUAAUAAUUUGUAUGAUUUGGAAAGAAUUGUACUAACCUUCUUCUUUCAAACUUUCCCUUUUGCAUUUAAGUGCUCUUUGAGUGAGUAAAUAAAUAACUUUAAUAUGAGAGUUUAAUGGACUGCAAGAAUGUCCUUUCUUCCUCAAAAUUCCUUUUUCAAGAUGCAAAUUAGCAGUUGUGUGGCAUCAGAGCCUCAAAUGCAAGAGAAGACAAUUUUCCUAAAAUUUUGACAGAUCUUUUUAUCUUCUUUCAGCAUGGGACCUCUUGUAAUGGCUGGUGUAUGCGGUUUGAAGCCAAGCAUCAUGAAUUUAAGCGUCUCGCUGCACAUCUGGGAAAUUACACAAACUUACCCUACUCUUUAGCAAAACGUCAUCAAGAAGGCUUUUUGCUACAGACUGCAAACCACAGAGGGUAGCCUCUCUUCAUUUAUCGUCAAAGGCAUUGAAACUGGACCAGGUAACAAGAAUGUAUAUCUUGUUUAGUGACUUAAAAUUUUGUAUUGAAUCCCCUCACUUUCUGUUCAAGAAGGGCCCCAACGUAGAAUUUAACCACUUUUAGUUGGAAGCAAACAGGGUCAAACCAUUGCAUGAUUUUGUUAAGAGAUGACAACAAUAUUUUAGCAAACUUAUUUAACCAUAUGCCUCGGAUAUAGGUGCUGAACUUCACAAGAGCCAACUGAAUAAAGCUCAAGAAUCUGUUCUAAUGAGACAGUGCAAUAUUUUAUGUAAAAUGUUACAUGGAUUUAGCUUGAUCUUAUAUCAAUUGUUUGUUAUGUAAUUUAACAUUUUAGGCCAUCACUGCCAUGCAGGAGAUGUAGACUACCAAGGCAUCCUUAUGAGAGAUGAUCCAGCAGUUACAAAUGACACACCAUUAACAGA
Porites lobata is the source of this 5169-nucleotide messenger RNA. NCBI's taxonomy places the organism in Eukaryota, Metazoa, Cnidaria, Anthozoa, Scleractinia, Poritidae. The record is from the annotation of a GenBank genome assembly.